AUGGGGUACCACCCACGGUGUUUUAGUGUUCGGAUGGCCACUUGCUUUGCUGUUCAGAACAACCAUCCUCCCCCACCACCAGACCGGCAGGCCAGCACUCUCCGUGGGCCACCAAUCCUGCUGUACAGAGCAGGCGGCGCAUCGGGAAUUGGAAGCAAGGGGCUGGCAAACAAGGCGGGUUGGACGGGCCGUCGGGCUGCGCAAGAACACCCGGUCACGCCAGUUGUCCGUUCCCGAGACAGAGCGUUGUUGUGUGACCGUCCGGAAGCCUCGUGUUGGCGAUAUGACGCGCCGCUGGGGGGGCAGAAACGUACGAGGCAGGAGGCUCGACAAGGGGGAGGCGAGUAUUAUUCUUGGUUCAGCUGGCAUCCCGACCGUCUCGUCUGCCCACGGGGAGGGAUUGUCGGUGAAGCCCAUCGGCCACGCUUCCCCCCGUACACUACUUGCUGCCAUGUUCGCGCUACCACUACUAACGCACGACGGAGAAGAGGCGUCAAAGACCCGGGCCAGAGCGGUGCCUGUCAAGCCCUGUCAUUCCCCAACCACAUACGUCAGGCGUCACCACCCAUGGGGCACUGGCCUUGCUCAAGCUCGCCGUCGUGUCGCCGGGAUGCUGGCCGAGCGCAUUCGUGGCACCGCGUUUGCUCAGAGUCCGCAGACUGCCGCAUGCCUUGCAUUGGGACCCUGGCACGCACGCUGGCCAUGGCCAUGAGCACGGCUGACGAUGGAACCACUCCUGCUUGUCUUCGGCCUCGACGUCGCCGCUUUGUCAUGGCCCCAGAUGGACGGACGGAGAACCGGAGCUGCCCAGCGGCAUCGCCCCAGACGGGGUGCGAGGAGAGAGGAAAGAGAGGACGGCGAGACAAGAAAGCCAGGCCUGGCCAGAGCCCAAUCAGAGGCCCGAAGAUCAGCGGCCGGCCGGCCGGCGGGCAAGAAAUGGCCCUGGCGGUGCGUGGGUGCACUGCUCGAGCCCCGCGGACACGAGAACCAAAGAAAGGAGGAGGAGCCUUGGGGAAAAGUGGUGUUGCUGCUGGUGCUGGUGCUGCUGGUGCUGCUGCCACCGCCGCCUCUGCCUCCGUAGCCGCUGCUGCGGCGAAAAAGCAACCUGGCGAAUCAACGGCUUGUCCCUGA
Purpureocillium lilacinum is the source of this 1131-nucleotide messenger RNA. The record is from RefSeq and is a predicted model, not a curated record. NCBI's taxonomy places the organism in Eukaryota, Fungi, Ascomycota, Sordariomycetes, Hypocreales, Ophiocordycipitaceae.